AUGCUACUCCUCCUCCUCAUCGUCCUCCCCGCUGUCUUGGCCACCAGCGAUUUGAAGCUGGGCUACGGCUGCGACAAGGCGUCUUGCGAAUUCUCGAUUGACAUCGCUGAGGCGUUGGCCAGCUACGUGGACCAGAAUGAUUUUAAAACCCGCUUCGACGCCAUUGCUACUGCACUCAACGACAUCGCCGACAAGGAGACGAAGAUUGAUGUUGCUCUCGCGGAUUUCGUUAAGAAUUUCACGUCAACCUACGCGACGGUGCAACCAGUAGCUGAGGCUUUCGCCGCCAAGGUCGAGAGUUUGAAGGACGCCUUUGGCUCAACCGGCGACGAUUCGGACCAGCUCGUUGUUGACGCAGCCCAAGCAGUCGUCGACGCUCGGUGCUUCUACUCGAACAAAGACGAGCCGUGGAAAUGCGUCGCCACCCCAACCACUGCCGCCCCGGCGUAU
This is a messenger RNA of Mesorhabditis spiculigera, 450 nucleotides long. NCBI's taxonomy places the organism in Eukaryota, Metazoa, Nematoda, Chromadorea, Rhabditida, Rhabditidae. The record is from the annotation of a GenBank genome assembly.